Molecule: messenger RNA, 6114 nt
Organism: Wallemia ichthyophaga EXF-994
Lineage: Eukaryota; Fungi; Basidiomycota; Wallemiomycetes; Wallemiales; Wallemiaceae
Product: Separin
Exons: 5
Coding region: 1-6114 (2037 amino acids)
Biological process (GO): meiotic chromosome separation; proteolysis
Cellular component (GO): mitotic spindle pole body; nucleus; cytoplasm
Molecular function (GO): protein binding; cysteine-type endopeptidase activity
Source: RefSeq, a predicted model, not a curated record
AUGGCAAGUACUUCAAGCAGGAAAGCGACGACGAGAAUGCCAUCGCGCUCAAAGCUAACGGCCAAUAAUGUUGCUCCUACGUCGGUAGCGCCCCAUGAAUUCGUAGAUAAAUUGAUGGACAUAUCUACCUGCACGGAUAGCUUGCACAAGCAGCUGAUGGCAACACUGCAGCCUAAAUCCCCAGGCCGUGCAAACGGCUCUUCAUUGGCCGAACGCGCGACCUUGGCGUUGAGGUGCUGCAACGCAUGCUUGAAGUCAUUCGCUAGCUUAUCGAGAUCUGCGAGCGAAGGUAACAUCAAAAAGGAAAACCUACCGCAUCUUGUGGCAUGUGCUAGGGUAUCACUCGAAACGCUACGCGAGCUUGAAGAUUCACUCCCCACCAAAGGUGUUGAUAUCUGCAGAGCGACAUUGAAGUGCGUCGAGGAAUGUAAUCUGCUAGGAUUUACAAAAUCCGCUUUGCUGGAAUUGAUUGCCUUACAUCCGUUUCUCUGUCGUCAACUAUGUAAAGACGCAGCAACACCUAUACAAGUACCUCCAAACAAGCCACAAGGUAUAUUGCUACACACGAUUCCCAAGGAGACGCUAUCAACAGAGCUUGCAAACGUACAACUGCUUUACUUCCAAUUAUCGACACGCAUUCUUCUCUCUCUACCGAAUGUUGACUUACUUGCACUAUCGAGCGUUCUAAGCAGUCGUGGCUCAUUGAUCUCUCAGUUACCAUCGCUAAGGCAUUCGUUGAAGAUGGAGCAGUAUGCUAAUGGAACUAGCACUCUCUACAAGUUGCUAUGUAGAGCCACAACUGACGAAACCAAACCUUCGUCAUCUACUGCUCUCAUUCAUUUCAAAAUCAGGUCAAAAGCGCUGAUGCUCAUUAAUCACAAUCACAAUCUUGACUUGAAUCUUUGGUGGACUCAAGGCUGGAAGUUUGGCUUGUCAUUGCUGAGAUCAGCUGAGGAUGCUCUGACACCCUACACAAACGAGGUCAAGCCUUUUUGGUCUAAAAUGGUUGAGUUUGCACAAGAUCGUAACCACUCAAGGUUCAUUGAGGAGAACGGAUGGAUUGAGUUCUGUGAGGGCUGGAUGGGUAUAGCAAAGAAGCUUGAAGAUUUACCUUCUUUGAAAUUACUAGCCCAGCUUCUGUCAAAUGAGCAUCAAGUCAACACAGAAGAAACCGACAACCUAGCCACAGACAUGUCAUCCUUAAAUUUGACAGGUGAUGCCGAAAGCCUUUUCGCUAAGUACAACGUGAUUUUGCUGACAGCUACCGCUAACUUGGCAUCAAAAUCGAACAUGCAAGACCUCGAGGAGAAAGAAUGUUCCAAACUCACUCACGUGUUGGAUUCUUUAAAGUACCUUAAUCUUGACGACGGAAAAUUGCACAAAACCGAGAAAAUCAUUGAUGGUAUUCGAAGAUCAUUGUACCAUAAGUUAUCGCAAUUUAGCGAAAUCAACGAAUCGAACGCUAAAGCCUUAAAUCUUUACGACGGCAUCGCACUUUGGACAGAGUAUCAUCUCAAGCAAAGCAGAGCAUUGUCUCCCCCAAUUCUGUAUGGUACACUAGACUCGCUACUACAGCUUUCUCAACUUUCGCUGAAAGAUAGCCAAACCUCUUUCUCCUAUCUAAUUAGAGCAUUGGAGUUUAUCGAACCAUUGAGGUCACCACAGGCCAACAGACUUCUCGCCUCAGCAUUUUGGAACUGGUCAUGUGUACUAUUUCAGGAUGGUAAAGCAGGUACAGAAGCACAAUGCAUUCCUGCAGUCGAAAGCUGCUUACAUGUCGCUGAGUAUGGGAUCAGAAUGUGUAAAGACAGCAUUUCAAGGCAACCAAACGAAGAUCUAGUUAAAGGUGACAAAGAGAUAUUAAAUAUCAUGAUCGAUCAACGGCCUAGACGUUAUGAGCUACUAGCAAUUUGCUAUUCAAAGGUUCACGACAACCAUUCGGCCUAUGAUGCCUUUAGCAAAUCAAUCAUAUGCUCACUGCAAACGACGUCACCACCAAUAAACACUGAAACGGGCGAUCUUAAUGAUUCUCAAAACUUCCAAGCUAUCGUUAAGAAAGCUAUGCAAAUCGGACUAUCGAAACUCAUGUUGAAACCGCAAGAAAUUUCUUUCAAUAGUCGUGCAGAGGAUGAAAAUAUCGAGAAAAAUGUCAAGUGUAGUUUAAUAGAGUUACAAGUGGGACAAAUUGAAGAGCGUGGGUGGUCGGAUCGUGAUACCUGCUCCGCAAUUCUCUUCAUGCUGCUAGAGUUGAUCAGCCCUAGCGGAUACAGUGUGGAGGAGCAUCCUCUUAGGAGGGUGAUCGUACUUUUAAGAUUGAUGGAGCAGGUUGUACUUGGUCCUUCAGUUUUUCUUGACGAUAUGCAGAUACCGGCGCCAGAAGUCAUAUUCGAAGAAGUUCGGUCAAUUUUACAGGGUCAAGAUUACAAAGAAGAUGACACAUUCAAAGUCUACACAAUGAGUUUCAUGUUAUCCGCUCAUAUGUAUUUAGCUAUAUACUACUACAGAUCGAGUGAUACCGCACUAGAAGGUUCAUCUUCAGCCUUGAGAGAAGCAAGACAUACAAAGGAAAUAUUAAAGUCACUUUUAGGUACCGGAUCUCAAAGAAAGAGCUCUAUCAUGAGAGACAACAACUUACAUUCUCUUCUUCCCCCAAGUCAGAACAGUAAAUCAAACGACGCAGCGCCGAAAACUCGUAAUGGUUCAGUGAAUCAAACAGCAGAUACGCGCACAACUCGUAGCCGUACAGCGGCAUCAGCUACAAAUCAGUCUUCUAAACCAGCGACGGCCCGCCCUGUUCGUCCGGUUGCUGCUACAAGGAGAGUAGUCAAACCAUCAACCAUAAAGAAUGCAGUAACGUCGAAUAAAGGUAUCAAAGAAACUAAAGUAGAAGUUUCCAAAAAUAACCUCGUCUAUGAUAUUGAGAGGUGUUAUAAUGCGCUACAGAUGGUAACUGAGAUGCUCGGGGUACUAGGACACACAUUUCUUAGACUUGAUUUUCUCAAGCUACUUAGGAAACUUUGUCAUAGUCAGCAACGGAAUGGCAACAACAGUUCUGAAGACUAUUUGUUAGCAUCAACAACGUUAGCAGCAGAGUAUGUCAAGAUUGGUAAGAUUUAUCGAGCAGGUUCCGUAUUUGCACAGGUUGCUACAAUGAAGGAAGCGGAAGUACCAUCAGAUAAAACAUCAGAGUCUUGGAUAGCUUCUCAAAUGGAAUUCAAAUUGAGAUACUCUGAGUACUUGGCUAUCACAGGAAAUGUUGAGAAGAGCUUGAUUGCGUACAAUGACGCCUAUGCCCUCAAAGAGCUGUAUGAUGCUACUGUCGACAAGGAACACCUGAAAAAUCCAUUGACGAGGACUUUGAAUUUUGAAAGGACAGCAAUUGCAGCUACAGUAUAUGCAUCAAUAGCUUACAAUCGAGAAGAUGUACCAACUGCAUUAAAAUGUCUAGCUCAAGCGCUAAGAUUAUUUAAUAAUGCCGCACGUCAAUUGUCUAAGUUGACUCCAACAAUUGAUUCGUCAUCGAAUAAAGACAACGAUGAUCCGUUUUCAAUGGAUGUAGACGAGAAAAAGGCUAGGCAAGUUAGCUCUCAUUCAAAUGUGUUUGAGAAUAGACGCUGUACGGGCCUUCAUUGGAGAAUAUCGCAGUCACUAUUUGAUUGCUUGCUGUUACUGUCAACAAUUUACACUAGCAGAGGAUCUUCAAGAGAAGCAGGUUUCUUUCUUGAUCAGGCUUUCGAGCUCACAGAAACGUUAGCAUCGCCAAACUUUAAUGCAAAGAUCAAUGCAGCUAAGGCAGAGCUUAAUAUGUCUUUGUCUAACUUAGAUGAAGCUAAGAAAGAGAUUGAUAUGGCUUUACUUUCGUUAGGUGGACAAGAUGACACAGAGUCGUCUGUUUUGAUCAAGAAAGCGAAAGGAGACUUACUGUUCAAGUUACAGUCUAACGUUGAUGCAUCCGCAGGUUAUCUUUCUGCUUGUCUAAUUUUGGAGAGAUUAGACAAAACUUACAGUGAAGCAGAAACACUGUUUACAUCACCCAAGAAGACUGUUAGUGCUAAAAGUGAAUCCAAUCUUUUAACGGACUAUGAUCCAUUACUACCUGAUAUUUUUGGACAUUUGUUGCGUCAAAGAAUAUGGCUGCUUAGUGAAGACGAGAAGAAUAAUGAAAGCCAAAAGCUUUUGGAUAGGUUGUUCGAUUUUCCAGCAACAUCAACCAAUAAAGCAGAAGAAAAUAUGCUUUUAGGUAAAAUGCGAUUAAGAGAGGCGUAUAAUAGCUUCCAGAGUGACUUGUUUAUGUCGUCUCUAUCAGAUGCUUUGAUAUCAAUACCAUGUGGAUCAACGUCAAGUAAUACUUCCAAUCGCUUGACAUCGCGCCAACCAAGCAUAGAAACAUUAGCGGAUGCUGAAAAAUUUUUCACGAGUGCACUCGAAUUGAAUAUUGAUAGGGCUCCUGUUAAAGACAUUAGACAGGCUUGUCUAGCAAUCGCAUUAAUCAAAUCAUUUCAAACAUCACUUGGUAAGGUUAGUAAAAGCAAUUCAACAUUAGCAGCGGCAUACUUAGAUCUUGGGUCGGCCAUUACAUUACGUAGAGAGCUUUUGGAGGUGAUUGAUAAUAAAUUGGCUACUAAUGAAGCUCGAAAUGAUAUGAAUUGGCCUGCUAUAGAUCAACUUAGUUCAAUGAGAAUGCUCACACCUUUAAAUAAACGAUCAAAGAAGUUGUUCAUGCCUUCACCUUCACCAUUAGGGUCACCAAUGUACGAGAAAGACAAUCUUUUUAACGAGGAUCUAAAGAUCAACAAGUACUGGGAGGGUGUAAGAAUGAGGCACGUUAAGGAGUUUUCAGAACCUGAGCAGGGUGUGCGCGAUACUAUCAAUAAAUUACCAAGGAACUUUACAGUAAUCUCAAUAUCAAUAACCGAUGAUAAAAAAACAAUGUUCGUUGUGAAGUACAGAAAGAAUUUAGAACCGUUGGUAGUUUCACUACCUUUAGACAACAGACAAAACAAGCGUGAAGGUGGCGGAGAAGAAGGAGCAUUUACUUAUAUGGAUGCAAUGAAUGAACUCGAGAGUGUCAUUGAAGAGAGCGAUGAUUCAAUCAAAUCAGCAAGUGAUGGUAAUGUCAAAAGUGAUGAUGAAAAGGUUGCAUGGUGGAAUAAGCGCAAAACAUUAGAUUCAAGGAUGAGACAAUUGGUGAAGAAUAUUGAGUUUUGUUGGUUAGGAGUAUUCAAAUCAUUGUUUAUCAAACCAACUGCAACGUCAGAAAGUGCACUUAAUGGAUUGAGAGGAUGUCUCGAGAAAGUAUUUAAGAAGCAUAUCCAUACCAGCGGAAGAAAGAAGCCAGUUACUAAAGUGAAGUUGGAUGAUGCAUUACUAGAAUGCUUCUCAGCUUUAUCUACAAAUUGCAAAGAUGAGGAGCUUGAAGACUUGAUAUACUUUGUUUUAGAUAUCUACUUAUUCCAUGGAAUACAAUUAGCGCUUUCGGAGAUUGAUAUUGAUCAAGCCACAAUUGAUAUUCGUAGCGCAUUGGAAGAGUAUCACAAUAAGUAUGCUGAUAAUAAAGAUGAAGGCAAAGUGGAGCAUACCUUUAUAACAUUGGAUAAGUUAACACAAUCUAUGCCAUGGGAAUCUAUACCUGGAUUAAGAAAUCAAAGUGUUUCAAGGAUACCAUCAGUAGGUUUCUUGAGAGAUAGACUAGAUUAUAUCAAUUUCUUGAAUCAGGAUAGAUUAUAUGUCAAUCCAAGGAAUACUUACUGUUUGAUUAAUCCUUCUGGAGACUUGAAGCGAACAGAAAAGAAGUUUGGCGGAUGGUUUGAAGAAAUGAAAGCAUUUGGAUGGAAAGGUAUAGUUGGGAGAGAGCCACUUGAGGUGGAGUUGUCGAAUGCGUUAGAAACAUCAGAUUUAUUCAUCUACUUUGGACAUGGAGGUGGACAGAAAUACAUUAGAUCACAGAAGAUAAGGAAUAUGCCCAAGUGCGCAAGUACGAUGUUAUGGGGAUGCUCAUCAGGAUCAUUGAAAAGCAAUGGAGAUUUUGACAGUAAUGGCAAUCCAAACAACUAUCUGUUGGCCGGAUGUCCUUGCUUAGUAGCUAAUUUGUGGGAUGUCACAGAUAGAGAGUGA